GCCACCAGUUGCAGUCGCGACCGCGAAAGCGGGCCGACAAGAAUUUUGUUCAACUCGUCUUCACUUUUAUGAAUUACAACACAAAAAAGAAAUUUCCAGUGCUUCCUUAAAUGAAUUUCUUUACGAAAUGUGCGAAUUCUAAACAAAUAAUGAAAAUAAUUAAAAUUAAUUUUUAUACAUUUGAAAAAAUGUCAUGUAUGUUUAAUGCAAAAAAUAAGUGAAUUUUUCUUUUAUUUUCAAAAUGAAUGACGACCAAACAUUUUAUGAAAUUAGUUUCAAAUAAUAAAUAUAAAAUUUUGAGUGAAUUUUAGUGAUACUGAAGAAAAGGGAAAAAAAGAAAAAAGUCGAUAAAGAAAAUAACUAUGGAGAACGGCGUUUUUGAAGACGAAGAAGGCAACGGAGAAGGUGGAGAUGAAGGUGGAAAUGCGAAGGAAUUACAGGAACUUAGAAAUAGAUAUGAGGGAAAACUUUCAGCAUCUUUUUUCACUGGAAUUUUCACCGUGUCAGUGGUUGCCACUCUCUCAGCACUCAUUGCCUUGUUCAUUUUUCACUCAGAUGAAACGCAUGUGUUGCAAAUAACAACACUGUCCACGAUGUUACUGUCAUCUGUGAUUCUUUUAAUAAUAACACAAUUUCCAUCAACACUGAGCAGUACUCGCACGAGACUCAUCUUAGGAUCAAUAUCAUCCACUAUCCUCGGAUUUGGAGUUUUAAUAAUGGGAGGAGCGAUACCAGCUUUUUGCAGUACUAUCGCUAUUGUCGCUGCAUUUCCAAGGAUCAAGAAACACCGACCAUCGAUUAUAGGCUAUGUUCCAGUCAUUCUCUAUAUAGCGAAAAGUUUCUUUAUUCUCGAUUCCUCUAAUUAUUAUCAGAUAGCAGGCGACUCAUUUCUUUUAUUGGCAGCUUUGGUAGCCGGAUUUUAUUAUAGGAUUCUCACGGCACGGGCACAACAUCGAACAUUUUCUGGAACGAAAACUGUAAUCGAUUCGCGAAUAAAACUCGAAUGCGAGAGAGAGCAACAGGAGCAAUUAUUACUCUCAGUGAUACCAGCUUACAUUGCCGCUGAGGUGAAACGAAGCAUAAUGUUGAAGAUGGCCGAUGCCUGUCACGAGGCUAGCAAGCACAAACAAACCAGAUUUCAUGAGAUGUAUGUCCAACGUCACAACAAUGUCAGCAUUCUUUAUGCAGACAUCGUAAAUUUUACACCAUUAUCGGAACAACUCACCGCUUCGGAUCUUGUGAAAACUCUCAAUGAGCUUUUUGGAAGAUUCGAUCAAAUUGCUCAGGACAAUCAAUGCAUGAGAAUAAAAAUACUUGGAGAUUGUUAUUACUGCGUAUCAGGACUUCCGAUUUCGAGGCCUAAUCAUGCUUAUAAUUGUGUUAAAAUGGGAUUGGAAAUGAUUGAAGCAAUAAGAUUCGUGAGAGAAGCCACUGGGUUUAAUGUUGACAUGAGAAUUGGAAUUCAUACCGGAAAUGUACUUUGUGGAGUUUUGGGACUUCGAAAAUGGCAAUUUGACGUCUGGAGUGAUGAUGUCACUUUGGCUAAUCAUAUGGAAAGCGGUGGAUUACCGGGUCGGGUUCACGUGACGAAAGCAACUCUACUUCAGCUUGGAGAUCGUUUUCAAGUCGAAUCAGGGGAAGGAGGAUCUCGAGAAAAAUAUUUAGCCGAUCAUAAAGUGGAAACUUAUCUAAUUAUACCACCGAAGAAAAUAAAAGAAGAAAAAGAAGUAAAAAAUGGUGACAGAGGACCUGGACCGGUACCCUCAAGAUCUAGGCCAAGUAGUAAAAUGACAAAGUUGGGAGAAUAUUGGGGGGCUGACAAACCAUUUGCAAAUAUUACAGAAAAUACUUUGGCAAAAAACAUAGGCCUCACAAGUAUAGCAAUGAUUGAAUCGAAUCUUCUUCCAAAUCAUGCAAACUGUCUCAAUGUUAAACAAUGGUGCGAAGGUAAGGAAGGAAUGUCGACUUUGACAUAUUGGUUUAAUGAAACAAACCAAGAAGAUCACUACAGAGAACAAAAAGAUGAACAAUAUCCUUGGUAUGUGACAAUUAGUAACGUCUUAUACUGUGCAAUGUUUUUCGUCCAAGUCAUUUAUCUUCCAAAAUGUCCAACAAUUUAUAGCUGCUUUGGCAUUGGAUUUAUAACACUGACCAUUUUCACUUGUAUCUUUUGGUAUAUUGAGAGAACUGGUGAAGAAGAAUCGGGGACAAAAAUUGUAAAUAGAGGAAUUAGGAUAUCAAUUUAUUUAAUUACAGCUUCAUUGGCUGUGACUUCUUCGAUAAUAAGUCUUAGCGACGAGCAAAGUAAUGACUAUCAGAUUGUACCUGUUUAUGUAAAAUCGGGAGCAAUUGCCCUUCUGGUUGGUUGGGCACAUUUAAGAGUUGGACACCUAUUAAAAUUAAGUGUAAUGAUACUCUCAAUUUUUGUCCUAUUAAUCUCAUUCUCCCAGGCGGAAAUUUUUGCCAAAUAUUACGAAAGUGUCGAAAACAGUCGAUACGAAUUUGCAGGAGUGCACUACUUAAUUCAAAUAGGAUUUCUUCUGACUCUAGUGGCUCUAAUACUUCAUGUACUAGACAGAAGAGUGGAAUUCACCUCAAGAACAGACUUUUUGUGGAAAAACAAAUUAAAAGUAGAACAAGAUGAAGUUGAAACAAUGAGAGGGAUUAACAAGAUUCUCUUGGAAAACAUUUUACCAGCUCAUGUCGCUGAUCAUUUUCUAGCAACAAGAACAGCUCAGGAACUUUAUCACGAAAGAUAUAGCAGUAUAGCUGUAAUGUUUGCUUCUAUUCCAAACUAUAAGGAAUUUUACGACGAAACGGACAUCAAUAAACAAGGACUCGAGUGUUUAAGAUUAUUGAACGAAAUAAUUUGCGAUUUCGAUAAACUCUUAUUGAAGCCUAAAUUUUCUGGUAUUGAAAAAAUAAAAACCAUCGGGAGUACUUAUAUGCUCGCGUCAGGAUUAAGCCCCGGGAAAGAAAGUGGAGAAGGAAAGGAAGAUCACAACGUGAUAGUGCUCGUCGAGUUUGCAAUUGCUCUCAUGACAAUUUUGGAUCAAAUAAACAGAGAAUCCUUCCAAAGAUUUAAAUUAAGAAUAGGUUUAAACCACGGACCUGUAAUUGCUGGAGUUGUGGGAGCACAAAAACCACAAUACGAUAUUUGGAGCAACACGGUUAAUGUUGCUUCGCGAAUGGACAGCUGUGGAGAAAUGGGAAGAAUUCAAGUGACUGAGGAUACAGCAAAAAUUUUAAGAAACGCUGGCUAUGAAUUAAUUUGUCGUGGACCGACAUUUGUCAAGGGGAAGGGAGAAUUAACAACUUACUUCGUUAAAACUUGUUUUGACGACAAAGAAGAUAGUUAUUAAUAUAUUUUUAAAUUAUUAAGUUACAAAAAUUUUAAACGUUCAAGUGAAAGAAAUAUUUAUUCCUUAUCAGGAAUGUUGCCAAGAAUUUUAUUACAAUUUGUUAAAAAUAACUGAAUU
This is a messenger RNA of Leptopilina heterotoma, 3479 nucleotides long. It is a transcript of the gene Adcy2, whose product is annotated as adenylate cyclase type 2. The record is from RefSeq and is a predicted model, not a curated record. Gene Ontology annotation, molecular function: adenylate cyclase activity. NCBI's taxonomy places the organism in Eukaryota, Metazoa, Arthropoda, Insecta, Hymenoptera, Figitidae. The coding region runs from base 363 to 3362 and encodes 999 amino acids. Gene Ontology annotation, biological process: adenylate cyclase-activating G protein-coupled receptor signaling pathway; intracellular signal transduction; cAMP biosynthetic process. The transcript is spliced from 19 exons. Gene Ontology annotation, cellular component: plasma membrane.